AUGCAUAGCGUGGCAAGAGAAAAUCUACAAGCCUAUCUCCAUUCAUACAAAUUAUCUUCUAAUGAGCCUGGAAUAAAAUUAAUGCACAAUUCUCAGAAGGAUGAUCAACACAAGAAAGACGUAGAGCAUUUUUCAGCUUUGAGAGCAUUGCAACAUGCGAAGAGAAAACAUGUAGCGUUUGCGGUACAAGCAAUGAGGGAUUACGACGGGAGUUUGGAUGAAAAGAGCCCAUUGAAAGACCACACAAUAUCGUUUCAGACCAAUGAUUUUAUUCAUAUUCAUGCGAAAUUCAACUCUGAUUGGUGGAUUGGUCGAAUCGUAAGGUCUCACAGCAACUUUGGUUUUGUUCCAACUGCUCGACGUCUGGCUAACUACAUGGUAUCAGAUGAGGAUCCAACUACAGUAACCGCAUCUCAAAGCACAUCCGAACAUCCGGGACAGGAUAGAUCGAGAAGUAUUUGGGAACCAAAAUGCCCAUACAAAGUUGUUCCUUCAAGUCGACCCAUUAUUCUUCUCGGGCCAACACUCCAGCAUUCUCGACUAACACAGUUAUUGCAUUUGGCUUUAAGAGAAGAAAUUUUGAAAUACUUUGGAAAGAAGAUCAAAUAUGUGAAAUCAGAUAUUGGAAGUGGACAACAAACCGGUGAUCGGAAAGGAGCAAGAUGGUUACGUGGAUUGAGAGAUUCUGAAUAUGAUAGAGGACAAGAUGAAAACCAAGAAGUGGAAUUAAUAAUGAGAAUGACAUCGAGAUUGCAUCUUUUGUUGGUUGAUUCACCACAUAUUCAUACUCCAGAUGACGUUCAACAUUUGCCAUUGUCACCGAUAUUUUUUCUUAUCAGAGUGUCUGAUAAUAAGAUAUUGGCAAAACUGCUCCGUAACACAGGAACAACCCGAAUGGCGGCUGAAAUCGAAGUUGCAAAUGUUCUGAAGACUAUGAACGACGAUAGAGUAGGUGGUCAUGACGAUGUACAGCUCAUUGCGAGAGGAUUCGAAAUGGUAAUCGAGGAAAAUGGAUUAAAAGAAGCGACAUGGAGAAUAAUCUCUUACCUGGAAAAAUAUAUCCAUGCUCUUCAUUAUCAUUAUAAGGACGAAGAGAAAUAA
This is a messenger RNA of Caenorhabditis briggsae, 1101 nucleotides long. It is a transcript of the gene Cbr-ccb-2, whose product is annotated as Protein CBR-CCB-2. Gene Ontology annotation, cellular component: voltage-gated calcium channel complex. NCBI's taxonomy places the organism in Eukaryota, Metazoa, Nematoda, Chromadorea, Rhabditida, Rhabditidae. The record is from RefSeq and is a predicted model, not a curated record. Bases 1 to 1101 code for a protein of 366 amino acids. Gene Ontology annotation, molecular function: high voltage-gated calcium channel activity; protein binding. The transcript is spliced from 6 exons. Gene Ontology annotation, biological process: neuromuscular junction development; chemical synaptic transmission; regulation of voltage-gated calcium channel activity.